Molecule: messenger RNA, 1546 nt
Organism: Glycine soja
Lineage: Eukaryota; Viridiplantae; Streptophyta; Magnoliopsida; Fabales; Fabaceae
Product: glucan endo-1,3-beta-glucosidase 14-like
Exons: 3
Coding region: 92-1261 (389 amino acids)
Biological process (GO): carbohydrate metabolic process
Cellular component (GO): plasma membrane
Molecular function (GO): hydrolase activity, hydrolyzing O-glycosyl compounds
Source: RefSeq, a predicted model, not a curated record
UUAUUGAAUUACAUAUGACAGGGAACCCACACAUCAUUUUCUACGACUGGAAUGCUCUAAACAUUCUUAAUAUUCCCACACUAUACGGACCAUGUUCUCUUCCUCAACUUCCUUCUUUCUUUGCCUUCUCCUCUUCUCUGUAACCUUUUGUCAUGUUUUGGGGGAUAAAGUAUUUACAGGAACAUAUGGAGUAAACUACGGUAGGAUAGCAGACAAUCUACCUUCUCCUGAGAGUGUGGUUACUCUUCUGAAAGCUGCAAAGAUUAGGAACAUCAGAAUAUAUGAUGCUGAUCGUCAAGUCCUGAAUGCCUUCAAAGGGUCAGGGAUUUCAAUUAGUGUUUGUGUACCAAAUGAGCUACUUAAAGAGAUAAGUGUGGGAGAGGAUCGUGCCAUGAAUUGGAUCAAACAAAACGUUGAACCAUAUCUUCCAGGGACAAAAAUCCGUGGCAUUUCCAUUGGGAAUGAGAUAUUGGGAGGAGGAGAUAUGGAGCUUUGGGAAGCUUUGGUGCCUGCAUCUAAAAAUGUGUAUUCUGCCCUUGCUAGGCUUAAUUUGGCACAUCAAAUUCAGGUCUCAACUCCACAUUCAGAGGCUGUGUUUGCAAAUUCAUACCCUCCAUCUGCAUGCACUUUUAGGGAGGAUAUUCUCCCUGUCAUGAAGCCCCUCUUGCAAUUCUUCUCACAAAUUGGCACUCCUUUCUACAUAAAUGCAUACCCUUUCUUGGCCUAUAAGAAUGAUCCCCAACACAUUGACAUAAACUAUGCUCUUUUCAAGAAAAACCCUGGGAUUUAUGAUGCCAAGACAAAGCUACACUAUGAUAACAUGUUUUUGGCCCAAGUUGAUGCAGCAUAUGCUGCCUUGGACAAACUUGGGUUUGACAAGAUGGAGGUCAUUGUUUCCGAGACUGGUUGGGCCUCUAAAGGGGAUGAUAAUGAAGCUGGGGCAACAGUGAAAAAUGCAAGGACUUACAAUAAAAAUCUGCGUAAGUUACUGCUCAAGAAAAAGGGUACCCCUUAUAGGCCCAAGAUGGUAGUCAGGGCUUAUAUAUUUGCUUUAUUUAAUGAGAAUUUGAAGCCUGGCCCAACAUCUGAGAGAAACUUUGGAUUGUUCAAGCCAGAUGGAAGCAUUUCAUAUGAUAUAGGCUUUACUGGCCUUGUACCUUCCUCAGCAACCUCCCCUUUUCUUUCCUUCAAGGGUAUUGGAUCUUUAUAUGCAGUGGUUUCUACAAGUUGUGCGGCUUUUCUUAUUCUUGUAGCAUUAUAAGCUGUCAUAAGAAUGAAUGCAUACAAGUGAUUUCAAUUAUUCUUUGGAUGUAACAAUUUUCAGAACUCACAUGCAAUUCCAAUUGUGGAAAUUCCAAAGUACAGAUGCCACGUCUCGAUAUGUCUAGCUAAUUAAUCUUUUUUUUAUUCAUCUUUAUUAAUACUCAGCAAUUUACCAUAGGCUUAAGUAUCCACUCGAUGCCUAGUUGAUGAUCAAGUAUUGAUGUUGUUUUUUUCUCUCCCAAGAUUAUAGUGAAUUUAAAUAACCUAUCAUCAUUUCUCAUUA